AUGACAGACAAUACGCAAGGUUCGUCAUCCCAGUCGUACUGGGAAGGUUACAAGGAGUUUUGGUCAGAAAGGUUUUCCUUUUUGGGAAACUACUCCAAGUUCAUCAAGCGUGAUAAACCCAUCCCUUCCUGGUCCAGCUCUGACGUCGAGGAGUUUAUUGCUUCCGAUCCUGUUCAUGGACCCGUCCUGAAAACUGCUAGAGAUGCAGCGCAAUUUGGCAUCGGAGGAAGUGCUUUGGGAGCAUUAUUUACUGCAGGCUUUGCCUGGAAAUAUUCAAGGAGUUUACAUGGCGCUGGACUGUCAUUUUUAGCUGGAGGUAUAUUUGGUUGGACUUUUGGACAUGAAAUAGCAAAUCAUGCUCUUCAACUUUACAGGGUAGACACAUUGGCUGCUGAGGUCAAGUUUCUGGAGUGGUGGAACAAGAAGACUGGCGGAGAUCAUAAGAACUGCCAUUUUCAUAUCGUUCCACUUCUGGGACAAUCGACAGCACAUACUCUGAGAGCAGUUUUAGUUGGAAUAUCUGGUUCUUUUGACGAUUUGCAUCGGCUUUUCGAGGAGGAAGAACUGCACUGGGAUUAA
Sphenostylis stenocarpa is the source of this 579-nucleotide messenger RNA. The record is from the annotation of a GenBank genome assembly. Lineage: Eukaryota; Viridiplantae; Streptophyta; Magnoliopsida; Fabales; Fabaceae.